Messenger RNA from Nelumbo nucifera (sacred lotus), 1764 nucleotides. RefSeq names its product bifunctional nitrilase/nitrile hydratase NIT4B-like. NCBI's taxonomy places the organism in Eukaryota, Viridiplantae, Streptophyta, Magnoliopsida, Proteales, Nelumbonaceae. Gene Ontology annotation, biological process: detoxification of nitrogen compound. Gene Ontology annotation, molecular function: nitrilase activity; nitrile hydratase activity. The record is from RefSeq and is a predicted model, not a curated record.
CCGUGAUUUUUUUUGACGGCAUCAUCGAGUGACCAAUGGUCUGGUGCUUCCCUUCGACGACCACGAAGUUGGCAAUGACCAUCGCCUGCUUCACCGCUGCAGCCUCCCUCUUCGCCGCCGGUGUUCGUCUCUCCUUCCUCAGCAUCGCCCCUCAGCAAGCUCGAAUAAAGUCUCGUAACGAUUUCAUCAAAGACUGUCUCAUGAACAAACACGGCCAAUAGUAGUAGUAGUACUUGAAGACUAGUAGUUGCUCGGACCAACAAGUGUUUGUCGUUUUGCUUCUUCCACUCAUCUCUUCAACUCAGCCAACCGACACCCCCCCCCCCCAAAAAAAAAAAAAAAAAAAGCCAAAGAAGAGAAAAAAAUCCCCCUCUUAUCAGCCACAAAAGCAACUCGAGGGAUAGCACAAGCCAAUGGAUUUAGUUCCCUCUCCCGUCAACGAUGCAUCCACCAUCGCUGAAGUCGACAUGGGUUCGGAUUCCUCUGCUCUAACAGUUCGAGCCACCGUCGUUCAGGCCUCGACCGUCUUCUAUGACACUCCCGCCACCUUGGACAAGGCAGAAAGGCUGAUUGUAGAGGCCGCUGGCUUGGGUUCGCAAUUAGUUGUGUUUCCUGAAGCAUUUAUAGGCGGUUAUCCGCGUGGCUCCACCUUUGGUGUUACCAUUGGUGCUCGUACAUUCAAGGGCAGAGAGGAGUUCCGGAAGUAUCAUGCAGCUGCAAUCGAUGUACCUAGUCCUGAAGUUGAGCGAUUGGCAGCGAUGGCUGGGAAAUAUAAAGUUUAUUUAGUGAUGGGGGUGAUAGAGAGAGAUGGGUACACACUCUACUGCACAGUCCUGUUUUUUGAUUCACAGGGACUUUACCUCGGGAAACACCGGAAACUCAUGCCAACAGCUUUGGAACGUAUAAUAUGGGGUUUUGGAGAUGGAUCCACAAUUCCAGUGUAUGAGACUCCAAUUGGAAAGAUCGGUGCCCUUAUUUGUUGGGAAAAUAGAAUGCCCCUAUUAAGGACAGCAUUGUAUGGUAAAGGCAUCGAGAUAUAUUGUGCACCUACAGCUGAUUCCAGGGAUGUAUGGCAGGCAUCCAUGACCCACAUUGCUCUUGAAGGUGGAUGCUUUGUUCUAUCUGCAAACCAGUUCUGCCGAAGAAAAGAUUACCCAUCUCCACCAGAAUAUGCUUUUGGAAGUAUAGAUGAAGAACCAUCUCCAGAUUCUAUUGUGUGUGCUGGAGGCAGUGUCAUUAUUUCCCCAUCAGGGGCGGUUCUGGCAGGACCAAAUUAUGAUGGAGAGGCCCUCAUCUCUGCUGAUCUAGAUCUUGGAGAAAUAACACGGGCAAAAUUUGACUUUGAUGUGGUUGGACACUACGCAAGGCCUGAGGUGCUGAGUUUGACAGUGAGAGACCAUCCAUCUAUUCCAGUUAAUUUCACAUCCGCUGAGAAAACAGAAGGCUCUCAGAAAUCAGUGACCUCUAAUUCAUUGCAUACAUAAGAUUUAUGCAGGGAACAUCUCAUCAUUCCUCGCAUUUUGGACCUCCAAGUGAUAUGGCUUUCUAACAAUCUCAUUGACCCUCAAAUUUGGGCCAAAUUUUUGGAGGUUAGUCAUAGGCCAAAACUAGUUUAGACUUGAUGUGGUUUUGAUAUUAUUGCUCUUCAUAUCUGCUAUAGCAUCCAGGUAUUCUCCAAGCCUUUUCUUUGACUUGUUACCUAUAAGACCAUUCAAUUCUAUUUUGUGUAUACAUGAUUCUUCUAUGCUAUCCUUCUUAUGGUUA